AUGUCUUCCGAAUUGUAUGCUGUUGCUGAUUUCUGCCUCAUCCCUAUGAAUGCCCCAGAGCCUUCAGUCGCCAUAUUCAUUGCCGAAUGCCAGAGGGUCUUGGAAAAGUCUGGUCUCACAUUCAAGAUGCACGGGUACGGAACAAACUUAGAAGGACCCUGGUCCGACGUCUGCAAGGCCAUUCAUGACUGCCACGCCGCAGUGCACGCACAGGGAAUCCCUCGUAUCGCAACCGACAUCCGUAUCGGUACCAGAGUCGACCAGGAGAUCGCACCUGGUACAGGAAACAAACAUAAAGUCGAGAGAGUCGAACAAAUAUUGGCAGCGAAAGUUUGA
This is a messenger RNA of Desarmillaria tabescens, 336 nucleotides long. RefSeq lists its product as uncharacterized. Gene Ontology annotation, cellular component: cytosol. The transcript is spliced from 5 exons. NCBI's taxonomy places the organism in Eukaryota, Fungi, Basidiomycota, Agaricomycetes, Agaricales, Physalacriaceae. Bases 1 to 336 code for a protein of 111 amino acids. The record is from RefSeq and is a predicted model, not a curated record.